Rotaria sp. Silwood1 is the source of this 3465-nucleotide messenger RNA. Lineage: Eukaryota; Metazoa; Rotifera; Eurotatoria; Philodinida; Philodinidae. The record is from the annotation of a GenBank genome assembly.
AUGCAUUUUUAUAAUGAAUUAAAAUCAUCAUUUAUUAUUAUUGCAUUUCUUGGUUAUAUUUUUUUGGUUAGUGGUUUAAUUAUUAAUUGUUUACAAUUAUGUUCUUGUAUAAUAUGGCCAUUUAAUAAAGAAUUAUAUCGAAAAAUUAAUCGCUAUUUAGCAUUGGGUAUCUGGAGUCAAUUUACAUUCGCGGCACAAUGGUGGUCAAAAAGUGAUUGUGCAUUAUAUAUAAAACCAGAUGAUCUUGAAAAAGUUCGUAAAGAACAUGCUAUUGUUAUAAUGAAUCAUAAAUACGAUAUUGAUUGGAUGGCUGGUUGGAUUAUUUGUCAACGUCUUGGUAUCAUGCAAGGAUCAAAAAUAGUUGGUAAACAAUCUCUUAAAUUAUUACCUAUUAUUGGUUGGUGUUGGAUAUUUACUGAAUCAAUAUUUUUAAGACGUAAAUGGGAUAAUGAUCGUGAAACACUUGUUAAAGAUUUACGAAAAAUUCUUGAUAAUUAUCCAAAAAAUUGUUUUUUUAAUUUUUUACUUUUUUGUGAGGGUACACGUUUUACUGAGAGAAAACGAUUAAUAAGCAUGAAAAUUGCACAUGAAAAAGGUUUACCAGAACUUAAACAUCAUAUAUUACCACGUACAAAAGGUUUUACUCUAUUAUUACAAGGAUCAGAAGAUCGAAUUACUGGAAUAUAUGAUUUGACUGUUGGUUUUAAAAAAAGUGGAGCUAAACCAAGACUCUUAAGCAUAAUAGAAGGUCGUUCUUGUCAAGCAGAAAUAUUUGUUCGACGCAUUCCGCUUAGUGAAAUUCCAAAAGAUAGUAACGGAUGUAACAAUUGGGUUUAUAAAUUAUAUGAAGAAAAAGAUAAAAUUUAUGAUUAUUUUGUGCAUCAUGAUACAUUUGAAGGUAAUGGUUUAACUCGUGUUGAAACUCAACGUAAUUAUUAUGAUUUAUUAAUUGAACUUAGUUGGAUGAUUAUCAUUGGAAUACCAUCAAUAUUCUAUCUUAUUAAAUUUCUUUGGACAAGUUCAUUUAUUGCUCAAUUAAUUUUUCUUAUUGUAGUUAUUCUUGCAACGAUUGGUGUUCGAGCUAUGAUUGCUGUAACAGAAAUUGAACGUGGUUCUGGUUUAAUUGUGAAUUUUGCUCAACUUCUUACAUGCAUUUUCAUUUGGCCAUUGAGUAAACAAUUAUAUCGUCGAAUAAAUUAUUAUUUAGGAACAUUAUUAUGGAGUCAAUUAACUUUUCUUUACUCAUGGUGGGCCUAUUCAAAUAUCACAGUUUAUGUUGAUCCACAAGAUUUAAAACAUCUUCAACAUGAAUAUGCCAUUAUACUUGUUAAUCAUCGAUAUGAAAUUGAUUGGCUUCUUGGAUUAGUAGCUGCACAAGAAAUUGGUUUACUUGGAGGUUUAAAAAUUGUUGGAAAACGUUCACUUAGUUUAAUACCAAUUCUUGGUUGGUCAUGGUUUUUUUCUGAAUCAAUUUUUUUACGUCGUAUUUGGGAAAGUGAUAAAAAAGUAUUAGAACAUGAUAUUCAACAACUUCUUAAUGGUUAUCCAGAUAAUUAUUAUUUUAAUUUUUUGAUGGCUUGUGAAGGUACUCGAUUCACAGAAAGAAAACGAUUAGAAAGUAUGAAAUAUGCACGAGAAAAAAAUUUACCAGAAUUAAAACAUCAUAUAUUGCCACGAACAAGAGGUUUUACAAUGAUUAUGCAAGGAGCAAAAGGAAAAAUACCAGGUGUUUAUAAUUUUAUGCUUGGUUUUUCAAAGGAUAAUCCUUCACCAACAUUUCGUACAUUGCUCAAAGGACAUUCUUGUAAAGCUCAACUUUAUAUCAAACGAACUCAUACACCCGAAAUUCCAUAUGAGGAUGAAACAAAAUGUGGUGAAUGGAUUCACAAAACUUUUCAAGAAAAGGAUCGUAUCUAUGAUCAUUUUGUUCAACAUGAUAAUUUUGAUGGUCUUGGUUUACCAGAAGUACCUGUUGUUCGGAAUUAUUCUGAUCUUUUAAUUGAAAUUUUUUGGCUUGUUACUAUUGAACUUGUUGAAGAAGGUGAUACAUCAACUCCAUUUUAUCUUGCCAUGAUGUUUAUUUUAACACCACUUGUUGUUAGUCGACGAGUUAAACGAAGUGCUGCAUUAGUACGACAAAAAUUAGGUACUGGUGUUAGACAUACUAUGUCAAGAUCAAUACAUGGUAUAUCAUCAACUGCAAAACGGAUAGCAAGAAUGAAACAUUUUGUUAAAAAACCAAGAACUUUAUUAAAGAAACCAAAAGCACCAUCAAAAGUAUCAAUUUAUAAAAUGUUACCACUUAAAUUAAUCUCUCGUGUAAUGGGUUGGAUAAGUCGUCUUUAUUUACCUAUAUGGCUUCGUCCACUAAUUUUUAAUUUUUAUAUAAAAAUAUUCUCAUGUCAUGCUCAUGAAAUGUAUAAUCAAGAUCUUAAAUCUUACUCUACAAUAUCAGAAUUUUUUCGUCGUAAAAUAAAAAUGGAAUUACGUCCUGUAGAUAAACAAUCUCCAAUUGUAUCACCAUGUGAUGGUCGUGUUUUAACAUGUGGGAAAGUAUCUCGUGGUCUUAUUGAACAAGUUAAAGGUAUAACCUAUAGUGCAUCUUCAUUUCUUGGCGUUCCAUUAACGGCUGGUAUAAUGAAAUUUCAACAACAAAAUCAAACAAGAUCUAAUUCUAAUUAUGAUUAUGAUGAUGCACAUUCGUAUGCCGAAAGUUUACUUAGAUAUCGUAGUCAUGCACUCUAUUAUGCAGUUAUUUAUCUUGCUCCUGGAGAUUAUCAUCGAUUUCAUUCACCAACAGAAUGGCAAAUAAGUUGGCGUCGUCAUUAUAUUGGUCAUUUAUUUUCAGUAAAUCCAAAAGUUGCUAGUUGGCUUCAAAAUUUGUUUUGUUUAAAUGAACGAGCAGCUUAUUAUGGUUCAUGGAAAUACGGAUUUUUUUCUAUGACAGCUGUUGGAGCAACAAUUGUUGGUAGUAUUAAUGUUCAUUUUGAUCCUGAAUUAAAAACAAAUAAUCGUUGUCGACCAAGAUUAGAAAAAACAUUUCAAACAAUGCGAAAUUCAAAUGGAAUUUUACUUAAACGUGCUGAUAAUUUUGGUGAUUUUAAUUUUGGUUCUACUAUUGUACUUGUUUUCGAAGCACCUGACAAUCUUGUUUUUAAUUUUAAAUCUGGUGAUCCAAUUAGACUUGGUCAAUCCUUAUGUUAUCUUGAUAGACGAAAGGAUGUUACUACACAAAAUAUAAAACCAAGUAAUGAAUCACCAACUCUUUCAACUGAAGAAAGCGAAAGUUCAAAUGAAGAAGAUGAAAAUCUAAAUGUUGGUAAUGACGAACAAAAUAUUGAUCAAGAAUUACUUGUUGAUACAGUGGCACUUGAUGCAGCUAUUGUUGAUGCUGGUGCCACUGCUAAUCGAGAAGUGAUAUCGAAUGAUAAUAAUGAACAAUAUUCGUCCACUUCGAAAAUUUAA